AUGGUGAAGAAAAAGAGAACAUUUUUCAGGUUUUUUGAUGUAAGAAUCACCAUUUUCUUUGAAAUCACCAUUGGAAUCAUAGCCAACACUGUCCUCCUUCUGUUCCACAUCCUCACAUUUCUUCUCCAGAACAGGCCUAAACCCCUUGACCUGACUAUUGCUCAGUUGGCGCUGAUCCACCUGGUGAUGCUGAUGACCAUGAACUUCAUAACUACAGACACUUUAGGAUUUCAGGGUUGGGAAGAUGGCCUCACAUGUAAAGUGAUUAUCUAUGUGCACAGGUUGAUGAGAGCCCUCUCCAUCUGUACCACCUGCCUGCUGAGUGUCCUCCAGGCCAUCACUCUAAGCCCUAGAAAUUCUUGUUUGGCAAAAUUCAAACAUAUAUCCACACAUCACUAUCCAUGUUGCCUUGUGGGUUUAUGGGUCUUCAAUAUGCUCCUGAAUGGUCGUUUCUUAGUCUCCAUUGGUGUCACCCCCAAUGUGACCUCACACAGUCUCAUAUUUGUCACUGAAUCCUGUUCUCUGUGGCCUAUUAAUUACUUAUUCAGAUACAUAUUUUUAUCAUUGGUUAACAUUCUGGAUAUCUCCUUUAUAGGACUGAUGGCUCUUUCAAGUGGAUAUAUGGUGAGCCUGUUGUGCAGGCAUAAAAGACAGUUCCAACAUCUUCACAGCACUAGACUUUCCCCUAAGACAUCCCCAGAAGAAAGAGCCACCCAGACCAUUCUGUUGCUCACGGUUUUCUUUAUGCUUAUGUAUUUCUUGGACUGUGCUACUUUCUUCUCCCGUUCAAUAUUGUGGAACCGUAACCCAGUUAAUCUUUGUGUUCACAUGCUUGUGGGCAAUGGCUAUGCAACUGUCUGUCCUUUUGUUCUAAUGAGCACUGAAAAACGAAUGAUUGAGUGUUUACCAUUCAGGUGUAAAAGACAAUGA
Molecule: messenger RNA, 930 nt
Organism: Cavia porcellus (domestic guinea pig)
Lineage: Eukaryota; Metazoa; Chordata; Mammalia; Rodentia; Caviidae
Gene: Cavporv1r648
Product: vomeronasal 1 receptor cavPorV1R648
Biological process (GO): G protein-coupled receptor signaling pathway
Cellular component (GO): membrane
Molecular function (GO): pheromone receptor activity
Source: RefSeq, marked provisional